GCCCCGCCCCUCGGCGGCGUCGCGCGCGCGCGCGGGCGGGCGGGCGCGCGGGCCGGGGCGGGCCGGGGCGGCGCGCGCCCCCGCGGCAGUCGCGUGGUCCCCGCGCGUCUCCAUAUUGCUGCGGCUGCCUCGGCGGCGCGGGGGGGGCGGGCAGCGCGGCGCGGCGGGGCUCGGGGGCGCCGUGUGCGAGGGGAGUUCCCCGGCGGGGCGGGGGCGCGCAGAUGGCGACGCAGGUGGAGGCGCUGCUGCCCGGCGCCCCGCUGCUGCCCGCCGAGGAGCGCGCCCUGGUGCUGAAGCCGCCGCAGGACGGCGGCCGGGAGAAGGGCGAGCCGCCCAUGGGCCCCGACGGCGGCCCCGCGGCGCCGCGGCCGCCCAGCGCCAAGCAGCAGAAGGAGGAGAGCAACAACCAGGAGAAGGAGAGCCUGCUGCGGGCGGGCGGCGGCGAGGGCCGCGGCGAGGCGGAGGACGGCGGCGAGCCGGGCGGCGCGGGGCGCCGGGAGUUCAUCGAGGCCCCGCCGCCCAAGGUGAACCCGUGGACGAAGAACGCCGCCGCCGCCGUGCUCACGGUGAACGGGCAGUCGCCGCCAGAUGUAUUUCCAGCUGAUGGCCAUUCUGAACAUACAACUCCUGCUAAAGUGGUGAGGGCUGCCAACCCGAGACAGCGGAAAGGAAGCAAGGUUGGUGACUUCGGUGAUGCCACAAAUUGGCCAACACCUGGAGAAAUAGCGCACAAGAGUGUCCAGCAGCCGCACAAAGCACCGUCCAUCCGUAAACUGCCCAUCAAGAAAGACAUGAAAGAACAGGAGAAAGGAGAUGGGAGCGAUGGCAAGGAGAGUCUGAAAACUAAAUCGGAUGAGUCUGGGGAGGAGAAGAAUGGUGAUGAUGACAACCAGAAGUCAGCCCAAAAGAAGAAAGGCAACAAACACAAGUGGGUCCCUUUGCAGAUAGACAUGAAGUCGGAGGUGCCCAGGGACAAAACAGCCUCUCGGAACAACCGGCAAAAUGAGCAGCACAGACACCCUUCCAACAACCGCAGUGAGCUGAAAGGCUGGCACCCAGAUAAUAAGCAUGAACGCAGCUGGCAAGACCAUGAUGAAACCUCCAGCGUGAAGAGCGAGGGAGGAGCUGUGCGAGGAGCCUUCCGGGGCCGAGGCCGGGGCCGCGGCAGGGGCCGAGGCCGUGGCAGAGGAGGUGCUCGCUCACACUUUGACUAUCAGUAUGGGUACCGGAAAUUUGAGGGCUCGGAUGGCUCCCGCACUCAGAAGUAUGCUAGCAACAUCACUUAUUACUUCGACAACAUCAGCAGCACUGAGCUGUACAGUGUGGACCAGGAACUGCUCAAGGACUACAUCAAGCGGCAAAUAGAGUAUUACUUCAGUGUGGACAACUUGGAGCGGGACUUCUUUCUGCGUCGCAAGAUGGACUCAGAUGGCUUCCUUCCCAUCACCUUGAUCGCCAGCUUCCACCGGGUGCAGGCGCUGACUACCGACAUCAGUCUCAUCAUCAAGGCUCUGAAGGACAGCAAGGUAGUGGAAAUUGUGGACCAGAAGAUCAGGAGAAAAGAGCAGCCAGAAAAAUGGGCUCUGCCUGGCCCUCCUAUGGCAGACUACACACAGACAGACUUCUCCCAGUUCAUCAACUGCCCUGAGUUUGUGCCCAGGCAGAGCUUCCAGAAGGAGACAGAAUCUGCUCCUGGCUCCCCACGUCCUGCCAGCCCGGUCCCCACCAAAACAGAGGAGGUCAGUAACCUGAAGACAAUGCCCAAGGGCCUGUCCGCAAGCCUGCCUGACUUGGAUUCAGAGACAUGGAUUGAAGUGAAAAAGAGGCCUCGGCCCUCCCCAGCCAAGCCCAAGAAACCAGAGGAGUUGAAGACACCACAGCAGCAGAAGCAAAAGGACCAAGAUGAACCUGAGGAGUUGGACUUCCUCUUUGAUGAGGAGAUGGAGCAGAUGGAUGGCCGCAAGAACACAUUCACCGACUGGUCGGAUGAGGAUUCGGAUUAUGAGAUUGAUGAUCGGGACGUAAACAAGAUCCUCAUUGUGACACAGACGCCUCCUUACCUGCGCCGGCACCCUGGGGGGGACCGGACUGGCAACCACACAUCCAGGGCUAAAAUGAGCUCAGAGCUGGCCAAGGUGAUCAAUGAUGGGCUGUACUACUAUGAGCAGGACCUGUGGACAGAGCAGUUUGAGCCGGAGUACUCUCAGAUCAAGCAAGAGGUGGAGAACUUCAAGAAGGUGAAUAUGAUAAGCAGGGAGCAGUUCGAUACCCUGACGCCGGAGCCCCCUGUGGAUCCAAACCAAGAAGUCCCUCCCGGCCCUCCCAGGUUCCAGCAAGUACCUACAGAUGCUUUGGCUAACAAGUUGUUUGGAGUUCCUGAGCCUUCAACGAUUGCCCGGUCUUUGCCUACGACUGUACCAGAAUCACCCAACUACCGCAACGCCAGGACCCCCCGGACCCCUCGCACACCUCAGCUGAAAGACCCAACACAGACACCCCGGUUUUACCCAGUGGUGAAAGAAGGCAGGACGAUAGAUGCCAAGACUCCACGGAAGAGGAAGACGAGGCACAGUUCAAACCCCCCGAUGGAGUGCCAUGUGGGCUGGGUGAUGGACUCUCGGGAGCACAGGCCUCGUACUGCCUCUAUCAGCUCCAGCCCCUCAGAGGGGACCCCGGCCGUCGGAAGCUACGGCUGCACCCCGCAGUCCCUGCCCAAGUUUCAGCAUCCUUCACACGAGCUGCUCAAGGAGAACGGCUUCACGCAACAUGUCUACCACAAGUACCGUCGGCGCUGCCUUAACGAGCGGAAACGACUGGGCAUUGGACAAUCCCAGGAGAUGAACACGCUCUUCCGGUUCUGGUCCUUCUUUCUCCGAGAUCACUUCAACAAGAAAAUGUACGAGGAGUUCAAGCAACUGGCUGUGGAGGAUGGGAAGGAGGGAUACAGGUACGGUCUGGAGUGCCUUUUCAGAUACUACAGCUACGGACUGGAGAAGAAAUUCCGGCCAGACAUAUUUAAAGACUUUCAAGAAGAGACCAUCAAGGAUUAUGAAGCUGGACAGCUUUAUGGGCUGGAAAAGUUCUGGGCCUUCUUAAAAUAUUCCAAAGCCAAAAACCUGGACAUCAACAGCAAAUUGCAAGAAUACCUCAGCAAGUUCAAGCGCCUCGAGGACUUCCGAGUGGACCCACCCAUGGGAGAGGAAGGUGGACACAAAAGAUACCCAACGACGUCAGGGGGAGAUGGCAGGAAGCGCUACCCAUCCCAGUCUUCCAGCAAAACGGUCAGCCAGUGCCCAUCCAGCCAAGCCCACACCUCGCCCAGCCAGCCUGCGCAUGAGGAUGCCAAAAACCUGAGCCAGCUAGUCCCUGCUCCAGCAGCUGCAGAAUCGCAGACAGUGGGGAAGUAGAGAGGCUGCAGCUUCUGCUUCCCGCUGAGAGACGGGGUGGGUUGGUGGGGGACUGGCUCGGAAAAGGGGAGACGUGAGGAGGAGGGACAGGAAGGGAGUUGGAAUAUGGGUGCCUAUGAACAGGCUGCUAGGGAGAAACUUCAACGCACAUGAUUUUUUUUCUCUUGUGGCUGGAAAGCAAAGACGAUCUGCAUCUAAAACACCAUUUUGCUAUUACAACCCUGACCAGAGCCAGACCCACCCCCACUGGACCCAUCCUUUGCUUUUCCUCCCCACUGCUCCCUUCUGUGCACACAUUCAUGUCUUAGUGUCUCUUUAAAAAAUGUUCUGGCUGGGUUGGAAAGGGGAGAUUUUUUUUAUUAUUAUUAUAUAUAUAUCAAGUUUUAAAUUAUUGCUAGAAGUUUGUCUGGAUUUACCAAAACAAGUCUGCUCUGCGUGGCCCCCAAAACUCCCCUCUGUGUUCACCCUUUGAAUCGCUGGGCAGCCCGAUCAGGAAGCUCGGAGGAGUGAGGUUCCCCGUGGGGGAUCGAAGCCGCAGCGUCUCGUGACCCUGUGGAGCCUCUGAUCUCCAUGACCUGGCUGACUUCUCCCAUUCCACAUACGGCGGUGUGUCUUUGUCGCUGACUGCUGCAAAAGGAACAUCACCCUGUUCGUCCUUCCUGUCCCUCCUCCCCAACGUCUUCACCUCCAACCUUCCCUUGGGUCUGGUUCUCCCUCUGCCCGCCUCUCCCUUCCAUCACGGACAAUUUGGAAGUCAACCAAAGGACCUCUGCCGAGGAUAGGCUUGUUCUGACUCCUUCCUGCGAGUGGGGCUGGUGAGAGGCAGGCAGGCACCUGGACUUGAGCCCAUGCAGACAGUGCGCCUGCUUCCCCAGGAACACCCAUUGCCUACAAAGACAGGACUUUGUCGAAGGAGGUUUUCUCUUCCUUUUCCCUUGGAAAAAUGAAACAACAAAAAAAACACACAAAAUCCCUAAAAACAACAAAAAAAAACUCUUUAAAAAGACACAUCUCCCUUUGCUUUCUUCCUUGGAAAUAUUAAUUGAAGAAAAAAACACAAAAAAAGGAGAAAAAAAAAGUUGCCUUAUGGUGGAGCUGGAACUGGGAGGCUUGCUCGGCUUCCUGGACCUUGGAGUGUGCUUGGCUCUUAGCCCGCCUGCCCAGAGACUCCUCACGGCACUGCUGCCGAGCUGAUCCUCCCCGCAGCCUUUCCCCGGACCCUGCAGCUCACUCGGACACCUCCCCCUGCCACGUGGACCCCCUGCGAGCCCCAACUCCAGCAGGGGAAGGUGCUGAGGGUAGUCAAACCCAAGACUUGUGCUCAUGAAGUAGUUGAAGACGCUGCAUUGUGUAUAUGCUGUUGUAGCAUCCUCCCCGCGACAGCAACUGUAUGUGCUUAUGGCCUCACUCGGGACUUCGCCCUGCGCUGCUCGUUCUGCUGUCUCCAGCCAGUCCCGGGGCAGCCCAGCGCUGGGGCGGGAGCUCAGCCUGUUCUGCUCUGCACCUCCAGUGUCAUCAGGAGGUGAGCAGGGAGAUCCAUCACAGCAGCGAGAGGAACUAUUUCUUGCUGUGAGCAAGGGAGAGGGCGAGCAUGUCCUUUGCAUAACUUAAUGCUGUAGCCUGACAUGUGAGUGAUGCAGUGCUGGGGAACUCCGCCCUCUGCCCCAGGCGCAGGUCUGUUGGUGGGGCUUACUAGGGGUACGAGUGGGAGACCUGCCUGCCAAAGAGGGGCUCUUGCGUGGGUUUCCCAUUAUAUGUCUCAGCAGGGGACUGCAUGAAGUCUCCUGCUUUGGGCAGCAGCCCUGUGCUUCUCCAAGGGCUGAGACUGUGCCCUGCUGCCCCUUGUUUGGCUGAGGGAAGGGGGAUGACUGCACAGCUGCUGUGGCAUUUACUCAGCUCCUCUGUGCAGCACCAGGUGAGCUUUGGCAGGCAAAUCCUCCCCAAGCUUGCAAGCUGCAUUGCCUGGAAGCAUGUGACCACAUGCUGGGGACACGUCAGAGGGGGUGAAAUCUGCUCCUGGAGCCCAGAUGUAGCACUGGAAGAUUGUGCUCCUGCUUUAAAGGUAGAAGCUUCUUUCAGUAAGAGCUGCUUGCCUUGCUGCUGCUAUGCUCUGUCUCCUGGGUCAGGAUGUGUGCUUUGUAGCUGUCUUGAUUGUGGCUCCUGGUACCUUAUCCUCAUGAGCUGCAGUGUGCUCCUGUGCCUGGUGGGGGGCACUGCAAUGGGCUACUCAGAGAUGCGGCUAAUUGUAUUAUCCUCUUCACAAAAUCAGAAGUUGGUAAUGAGCUGCAUCCUUUCAAAGUAUCCGACUGAUAAGUGUUGCAUCUUGUAGCUGGAAAAAGGAGUCAUCUCUCCAGGGCAGUCUCUGUACAGCUGCAAGGCUUGUUGGCAAGAGCAGCCAGGAGGUGAGAACAGAAGAAAGGACAGUGAGCUUGGGCAAGUUGGCCAGAGCAGCCAGCAGGGAACUGGAGAUCAGAGGUGGCUAUGGAUGCUUACUGGGCCCUGCCUGGCUAAAGCUACCUUCCCAAACUGACACUGCAUCAAAGGUGCUGCUUCAGUAGGUGGGGGGAGGGAGGGAAAGGAGGGGGGCUGGUCUGCGUGGAGCAGCUUCGUGAACUGCUGCUAAUAAUAGAAAGCACAGCUAGGGUUUGAGCGAGGCUGGGUAGCUGCUACUUUGCCAUUUCCUCAUAUUGUGAUCCUAUUCCAGUCUGUCUGCCAUUACUGCAUCAGUCCUGCAGCUUGGUACCACUUGGAGGCCCAAUUUCAGCACACAGACCUGUCCGAGGCCUUGGCUUACUCCGCUACAGCAGCAGUGAUCAGGGGUCCCAAAGCGGUAUGCAGGCUGGGUUGUCGAGCAAUGUUUGUAUAGUGGCGCGGCCUUGACUGUUACCUCUGAAUUUCCCUUCUCUUGUGGGCUGGAGUCAGACAUUUAAUGUUAUGAAUGUGGCAGGGUUUGACCCCAGUUUUGGAAGGAGGAGCCCUGAGGCUAUAGACUGGGGAUUGAGCAAGGACACUAGAGACUUAUUACUGAUUGUUCUCAAGUGCAGGUGGGUUUUACUUGAUGCCCCAGGUGGUCCUUGCUGCUGUGUUCCCUGUAUUCCUCUCACUGGUGCAUGUUCUCUUUUGAAGCCAAUUGUCUGCAUUUUAUUUUAGCAACAAACAAAAUAGGAAACUAGGAAGAAUAAGCUUCUGCUGUGGAGUUGUCGCUUGUGGAGCAGACUGUGGAAUUGCUCGGGUAGUAGAAGAGGUUAAGAAACAUCUCACAGAAUAUUUUGAAAUUUGAAUUGAUCUUAAAUUAUUACUUUAAUUUCCCAGGCUGAGAUCCUAGUCUUGGCCCAGAACAGUUUUUUCCCCCCUCUGCUGAGUCAGUGGUUUGUCGUAUCAGUGUGGUGAGGGCCCUGUUUAAACAACGUCAGUUUUACAAGAGAGGCUUGGUCAGAAGGGCAAUCCUAGCUGCCGUGCUGCAGCUGGGAUUUGCAUGCUGUUGGUCUUUGUUAGAGUUGACAGUAGGUCGUCUGUUAACUGCGUGCCUUGUUUUCGUUUGUGUUAGACAGCAGUGUGUCCAGGGAGUGAAGGAAAGAUGGAAAUAAACAGCCUCGAGGCAGCUGUUACUUGCUCCUGUGUGUCUUCCUGUGGACUGAAACAACACAGGGCAACAAAUCUGUUUUGUGUCACUAGAGCAGGGGAAUAAAAGGCUCGCUGUUUGCAGCCCCCAGUGCAGGGGCUGUUAGGGGGAGAGCACUCUGUAGUCUUCUGGCUAGAAGCAAGUCUCCUACACCCUUGGGUGGUGUGGCAGCAUUUUGCAAGCAGAGUGCUUGGUGUGCCAAGGUGAAGAGGGGCUGAUUGCUCUGAGGUUGACCUAAGCAAGGUUUACUAAUGUCUUACAGUGUGCACGGGUGACAGAUCUUUAAGUGCACUUUCCUUCUUGCUACAUGAAACCUGUCACUGCUGUAUAGACUUUGUACAGAAGGCAUUGCAUGCAGCUUACUCCACCUCCGGGGAAAGGAGAUAGCUGUCCAAACAGGGGUUUUGCUUUUGAGGAAGCUCGGAUCCUUCUUGCCCUCCUGCUGAGGAAGGAGUUUGGCCUUGCUUUCAGCUUGGAUGCUUCGUCGUGAUCGUAUUUCAUGCUUUUUUAUUUUAGUAGUCUGAGCAUGGUCCGGCACAUUUAUUCCUGUUACUGCAGUGCCACUCACCAAUGUGUUCUGCAGCUCGCGAUCACUGCACCUGGUCGGCAUCAAGCCACUGGCGUGGCCGGAGGGAACCACCUGCUGCUUUUGGAGAGGCACGCUGAGGCUGUUGGGCAGCUGGUAACGCGCAGCCUCUGGGCAGAGCUGGGGGAGCUUUCUCCGUCUCAUCCCCCUGCCCAGGGAGGUCCUGCUGCAGGCUGUCUCCCCUCUCUGAGGUCCCUUCUUGCAGGUGCAGGUAGUUGUGACUGGUCCAGUGCUCUGUGGUAUGGGCUCAGUAGUGGAGGUGGAAAGUGUGUGUACACACGUUUUGGAGGAGGCGUUAUUGCUUUGCUGUAUUCAUUUAAAAAGAAACGACAAAACAGAACAAAAAAACCCUGCUGCUCCAUUUGCCUGUCUGUCCCUCUUCCUGCUGCUUCCCUUCACACUCCCCUUUGGUGACUUUUCACCAUAACCCUCGGGUUCCCUUGAGGUUCUGCGACUGCUUGAUUUGCUUCUGACUGGUCAACUGUACUGUAACAAAAUGAUGCGUUAACCUCAGUAUCCUGCCACGUUUCCUUACGCUUUCAGCAUGGCAGUGCAGAGGAGGGGGCCUUUUAGCUGUUAAUGCCUUUCCAGUUAUUUUAUCAAAAGGAAAAAAAAAAAAACCUGUAAAUGUAGCAAGCUGUGUUUGGAAUGCUUAUUUUCUCCUGUGUCUCUUCUCUGAGACUGGUUAUGUCACUUCGUCACUGUUUUGAAAUGGAUGCUAGGCUCUUAAGAGAGAGGGUUGCUACACUUGAUGUUAAAUGCCUCACUGACUUUUUUUUUUUAAAGUUUCCAAUACAUGUAAUAGAUGAAUGACUUUUUUAAAAGAAAAUAUUCAUCUCAGUGGCAUGAAAUAGGUGGAUGGAGGGCAGUGUUUCAAUGAGUAGUUUACAGUUUCACUUUCUGCAGACACUUGAACAUAGGACCGUGUAUCUGUGACAAGCACAUCACAUUGGUGGGAAGCUCCAGAAAAGCAUGAAACGGCCUGGGCGUCAACCGACCCUUUUUCAGUUUGUGUAGAUGUCAGUGUGUUGAAGCGUGCUUUGGGUCAACUCGAGAUUCCCCUCUCUGUCCCUUUGUAGCUCAUUCCCGCUUCACUAUGUCCACAGUGGGGAGUCUCGUCCGUAGGUUGGCCUGUGUCAGCGACAUUUUCCGCGGGAAGGGGUGCUUGGCAGCACUCCAUCCUUUGAGCCUCCCUGAUGUAGCAUUGUGUGCCUGCAGGGCAUGGCAGCCAGCCUGUGCCCCCUCCACUGCCCCCAGCCUUGCCUGGUCCCCUUGGGCUUGGAAAUCUUGGAACUGUGACUUGGAAGUGGAUGCUGAGCUUUACCUCGGUAAGGCUGCAGUGGGUAGUCCCGGCCCCAAGGGUUUGCCCUGACCUGCUCAGAUCGUGUGGAUUAGACCUUGGCCUUUCAGUAGCUCACCUGGAACAAAGGGGGUGAUGGUUCGAUGUGCUGGCCCUUCUCAAACUGUGUGUGUCCCAACCUCAGCCUUCUGUUUCCCAAAACUAGAAAGUGUGUGCAACCUUCUUCAGCUGCAUUUAUUGUAGAGACAAACUUAAAAUGACUCAUCACAGACCAUUUAUCACUUGGGAGGAAAAUCUUGUUAAUAUGGCCCGCUGUACAUGAUCCAUCUUCUGUCGAUAGUACAUAAUCUUUGACCCAUGUGCUAGGAUCAUCAUCACAUAUAAAAGGAAAAGAGAAAAAUGUAAAAUACUUGAAUGAGAGCUUGUAUUAUAACAUUAAUAUUAUUCAGAGUAUCUGCUUUCUAGGCUGAUGUGAUUCAUUAUUCUAGUAAUGCUUUAGUCCUUUGUAAUUUGUGGUAAUUAUGCUUUUUCCUUUUUAAUACAAAAAAAUGUAUAAAAAUAAAAACUUCAAAAGACAA
This is a messenger RNA of Dromaius novaehollandiae (emu), 9493 nucleotides long. RefSeq names its product La ribonucleoprotein 1, translational regulator (gene LARP1). Gene Ontology annotation, cellular component: cytoplasmic stress granule; cytosol. Bases 222 to 3407 code for a protein of 1061 amino acids. The transcript has 20 exons. Gene Ontology annotation, molecular function: RNA cap binding. Lineage: Eukaryota; Metazoa; Chordata; Aves; Casuariiformes; Dromaiidae. Gene Ontology annotation, biological process: positive regulation of translation; mRNA stabilization. The record is from RefSeq and is a predicted model, not a curated record.